Messenger RNA from Lolium perenne, 1757 nucleotides. Its product is annotated as probable protein phosphatase 2C 77. The record is from RefSeq and is a predicted model, not a curated record. Gene Ontology annotation, molecular function: protein serine/threonine phosphatase activity; cation binding. Lineage: Eukaryota; Viridiplantae; Streptophyta; Magnoliopsida; Poales; Poaceae. Gene Ontology annotation, biological process: protein dephosphorylation.
CUUAUGGCAACCUAACCGAAUCCUAGAAACUAACCUACCCUCUCUCUCAUCUCCGUCGCGUCGUUGACGAGCCUCUCCGGCGACCGGCGAUGCUCCACAGCGUCGAGUUCCUGUGCUCCGUCUUCGUCGCCUUCGCACGCCUCGUCCACGCGCUCAUGUCCCUCUGCUCCCCGAGGUCGGCCCUGCAGGCCAUCGCCGCCGGUAUUCCGCCGGCAAGGGCGAUCAAGAAGGUGCGCCCUGUCAUGGCCGUCGCGGUCACCGCGCUCCUCGACGAUGCCAGUGACCAGCUGCUGGCGGCGCAAGCCCCUCCGGUGCUCGUUCUUCCUACGUUCAAGUCGACGGCGAAGAGGCCGACGAGGCUGGUGAUACCGCCGCCCGUGGCCCACGCCGGCGUCAACCCGUUCGGCGAGGCUGCUUGCCGGGAGACGGAGGUAGCGGCGGAGGUGGAGGCGCAGGGGGAGGGGUUCUGGGUGGCGAGCAGGAGAGGCGUAAGGCAUGCGAUGGAGGAUGCCUAUGGCGUGAUCACCGACGGAAUUGCUGGAGACUCCCAAUUGGCGUUCUACGGUGUGUACGACGGGCAUGGCGGCAGGGCCGCCGUUGACCUGAUCGCCGACAAGCUGGGGAAGAACAUCGUCGCCGCGCUGGCUGCGCAGCUGGAGCUGGAUGUCAUGGCAGCGAUCAGAGCCGGGUAUUUGGCCACGGACAGCGAGUUCCUCAGCCAGGGCACGCGAGGUGGUGCUUGCGCGGCAACGGCGCUGGUGAAGGACGGCGAGCUCUACGUUGCCAACGUGGGCGACUGCCGCGCCGUGCUCGGCACCCGCGACGGCAUCGCCACCGCCUUGACGUCCGACCACACUCCCGGCCGGGAAGACGAGCGGCUCCGCAUCGAGAGCUCCGGCGGGUACGUGAGCCGGGGCAGCGGCGGCGUGUGGCGGGUGCAGGACAGCCUCGCCGUGUCGCGGGCAUUCGGCGACGCCAACAUGAGGCCCUGGGUCACCUGCGAGCCGGAGGUGACACGGCUCUGCGUCACGCCGGACUGCGCCUUCCUCGUCCUCGCAUCCGACGGCCUCUGGAGCAAGGUGUCCAACCACGAAGCCGUAGAAGCCGUCGCCAGGAGCAGCGGCGGUGGUAAUGCCGGCGUGUCCAUGGACUCCUGCAAGGAGCUGGUCGCCAUGGCAAGGAGCAGAGGGAGCAGGGACGACAUCACGGCCAUGGUGGUGGAUCUAAAGCGAUUCCUUCGAUAGAAUCGCCUAGCAAAUUAAAAUCACCAUGUGAAUUUUGCGGUGAUCAACUAGGUACGUUGUAGGCCUGCCUUCCGAAGAGAUUGCAUAGGGCUCCUCGGAAAGUGCACAUGAUUAGAUCGAUCGAUGUGUAAAGAGUAAAUUAGUAUAUGUGGGCUUGAGAGUGACACCAACCGUAAGCCCACCAUGGGACGAUGGAGGACCGUUGCUGAGGAGCUUGAGAGUUUUUAUCCUCGCCGGUCUUCAUGGACAAUGGACAUCAUCGGCAAUGAUGUUAUCUUCUUCAACAACCCCUUAUUUUCGAAUUUUUGCAAGCAAGCUUGUUAGACAGGUCUAUAGCGAUGUUGGGGCUGCUGCGUGCCUAGAUGAGGUGCCCCUGUGAUUAAACUUGUGGCAAUUGCCAAUCUCCAUCGUCACGAGAGCUAUGGUGGAACCAUGACUAGUCGGCUUCGAACAUUUCAGGCCUACGGUCUUGAUUGCACUCUUCCUUCGGUUUUAAAUUGCUUUUAUGUCUGA